Rhagoletis zephyria (snowberry fruit fly) is the source of this 1020-nucleotide messenger RNA. Its product is annotated as protein-tyrosine sulfotransferase-like. Gene Ontology annotation, molecular function: protein-tyrosine sulfotransferase activity. Gene Ontology annotation, cellular component: Golgi apparatus. NCBI's taxonomy places the organism in Eukaryota, Metazoa, Arthropoda, Insecta, Diptera, Tephritidae. Gene Ontology annotation, biological process: peptidyl-tyrosine sulfation. The record is from RefSeq and is a predicted model, not a curated record.
GCGCGCGCGCGCAGCUGGAGCCGAGACUGUAACUGAAGUAUCCAAUAGUGCAGCAGCUAUAAGCGAGCGCAAAAAUCAAAUCUCGUGCAGCUUUAAAUGAAAUAUUAAUAUUUGUCAUCAUUCGUUGGCAAGUUUGUGGAUAUCGUUUUUACGCCAAUGUCACCGAGGUGCAAGAGUGUGAGAAAAGUCAACUUGUAGCAAAAAAUAUAUAAAAAUAUAUCCAGCAAAAAGCCAAUAGCUGGGUGGCAACGAACCACGUACAAAAACCUAGAGUUAAACGCACAAUCAUAAAAAAUACAUACUCUACAAAAAAAAAAGCUAAAGCAAAAACAAAAACAAAAAACCUGGCAGCUACCAAGUCCUUUGAAGCUUUGCAGUGUUUUCAGCGCUUUUUCGCUGCACUUCAAAUUCAUAACUUUGUAAAUGCGCACCUAAAGACAUAACUGUACUCAAAAAUACAUAACUACAUACUUGCAUACGUAACUAGAUUUGUAACAUAUCCGUGUCGUCGGUUACAAGUGCACGUUGCUGCAACGCCAGUUACAGUUAUAGUAGUAUUUAAGUCGUUUGCGUUAGCGUACAAGGAAGUCCGUGCUGUCGCCUACCUAUGCACGUGUGUUUGUAGUCUCAGUAAUUGUGUACUUGCUCUUGUGUGCGUGUUUAGUGUGCAGUACGUAACAGCAACGACAAUUUUCCUCAAAAUGCGUCUACAAUAUCGCAAUAAAAAAGCGACGCUGUGGGUGAUGGUCGCCGUCGUCGUUGUCACUAUGUUCCUCUUCAAAUUCACCGAAUUCGCGCCAACUUGUUUCUUCAAGAACGAUGUGACGGCGCCGGAUGGAUCGCUGAUGGUGCACGAAGAGAAAUAUCUUAUGGCCGAAGAUCAAAAAACCUAUUCAUAUGGCCGCGAAAUGCCGCUAAUAUUUAUUGGCGGUGUUCCCAGAUCAGGAACGACGCUGAUGCGCGCCAUGUUGGAUGCACAUCCGGAUGUGAGGUGAGUGACCCAUAAAUCAUUUGCACACU